CAAGAAGCUGAACUGAUGAGAAAGAUUGUUAUCUCAGUCACUGACCGAGGGACACCACCUCUCCGAGCCACAAGCAGUGCUACAGUUUUUGUAAAUUUGCUGGAUCUAAAUGAUAAUGAUCCAACAUUUCAGAAUCAGCCAUUCAUUGCUGAGGUGCUGGAAGGCACAUCUGUUGGAGCAUCUGUAUUCCAGGUGGUAGCUAUAGAUCUUGAUGAAGGUCUGAAUGGGCAAGUAACAUAUCAGAUGCGUGUUGGAAUGCCACGUAUGGACUUUGUCAUAAAUAGUACAACUGGACUGGUUACCUCUACAGCCGUACUGGAUCGAGAAAGGAUCAGCGAGUAUUACCUGAGGGUAGUGGCCAGUGAUGCAGGAUCACCAUCCAAGAGCUCUACCAGCACUCUAACAGUUCGUGUGCUGGAUGUCAAUGAUGAGAGCCCAACUUUUUAUCCAACUCUGUACAACGUCUCACUGGCUGAGAAUGUACCGCGAGAUUACAUUGUCGCACGCCUGAACUGCACAGAUGCUGACACUGGACUCAAUGCCGAGCUGAGCUAUUUUAUAACUGGAGGGAACCAAGAUGGGAAGUUUAUGGUUGGUUAUCGUGAUGGUGUCCUGAGAACAGUUGUG
Messenger RNA from Staurois parvus, 627 nucleotides. The record is from the annotation of a GenBank genome assembly. Lineage: Eukaryota; Metazoa; Chordata; Amphibia; Anura; Ranidae.